AUGCCCGCCAAUCACAUCUUCUCAGCCAAUGGAGAAUCAUUCUAUUUGUUCUCAAUGACAGACUCUAAGUGGACAUUGUCCAAAAUUGGCUACAACAGCUGGUUACCAUUUUUUAAUGAGACCAAUGCAUUAUAUGUAUAUGCUCGUGGUGUAUUAUAUUGGUUCACAACAGGCAUUUGUCAUAUAUACACACUCAAGGAUAGAUCGUAUCAUGUGCUGAGUACAACACAUGAUGCCUACAAGGCUGCCUGCUACAAUGGCAAUGAUCAAAUAUAUGUUGUUGAAGUGAAGACAUCGAAUGAACACGACAACUCAAGUACAUAUCAGGUCCACUCAUUCAACAUCGACACAUUGAAGUUCGAGGCCAUUGGUAAUCCGUUCGACUUUAAAUAUGCAUCACCCUUUACGUUCGCGAUCAAUCAAAAGAUAUACUUCUUUGGCGAACCAUGCUCUGUUCUCUACUUUGACACUGUUGACAGCUCCACUGGCUAUAUCCUGAAUCACAAAAAUCUCUACAUGUACAGAAGAUUCUUAUCAGUAUGCUACGAUGGCAAUGACAACUUCUACCUGUUAUUCGUUGGAGCCUUUUUCCGAUUCUCCAUCACCAACAAUCUAAUGUACUUCUUGCCUAUUCCUCCAGUCGACGUCUACAGUCUACCAGACAAAAUCAUAUCACAUUAUCAUCAAUCAUCUGGUACAAUCUUCUAUCUAGUGGGAUCGGAUAAGAAUAUGACAUUCUGCCUUCGUACUGAAGAGUGGUCCAGACUAACAGAUGAUGGCGAUCAAGUAGCCGAUAGAGGUGGAUACGGAUCAUGUCUCAUCCCAAUUGGGUGGACCAUCGCUGAAUGA
This is a messenger RNA of Acytostelium subglobosum LB1, 849 nucleotides long. RefSeq lists its product as hypothetical. The transcript has a single exon. The record is from RefSeq and is a predicted model, not a curated record. Lineage: Eukaryota; Evosea; Eumycetozoa; Acytosteliales; Acytosteliaceae. Bases 1 to 849 code for a protein of 282 amino acids. Gene Ontology annotation, molecular function: protein binding.